GCAAAUAUCGAAUCGCAUUGUCACAAAAAAAAAAAAAGAAAUAAACAUAAUAAAAAUUUCAUCUUCAGCGCAAUGCAAAUGUUUUUAAAAGUGUACUAAACACACAUGUUUUUGAAAAAUAGUUAAAACUGAAAAAAAAACAUAUAUGCGGGUAUAAAUUAAAGAAAACUAGUUGUUUGUAGCGAUUGCGUACAAAGCUAACAACUAGAUAGUGGUUUUGAAAUAUAUUUCCAAUGUGCAAUAUUGAGUAUUAAGCCGAAACUGGCAAAAAAAUAUAUAUAUAAUAUAUGCUAAAUACAGUUGAUUGAUACGUGAGAUCAGAUUGCAAGCGUGAAAGCAAACAAAUUUGUAGAAAUAGUACCAGGGAAAGAAAAAAUUCGCUUAACGCUCAACUUUUGAUUGGCGCGCAAAUUUUUUCCAACGCUGAUAUCAUUUUGUACAUUUUUGUAUACAUAUACACAAUCAAAAUUUUUAAAAAUAUAGAUAUGCAAUGUAAAGUUUACUUGAAAAUCUAAAUACACCAAAUGUUACAGAGUGACUCUUGAAGCAACAUUAUUCACCUUUCGAAACGCUCGUACAAGCACUACGAAAUUGUAAUGGAUUAAAAAGUUUCACGCAUAAAUUACAUAAAUUGGUAUGUGAAAUGAAAUAUAAAUAGAGUUGACAUUUAUUGUUGCCAGAGAUUUAUUAAAAAAUACACAAAACUGCACUUUGUAACAUUUAAAAAAAAUUUAGCAUAAGCAGCAAUUAAAUUCGCAACAGUGGAAAGGACGUUAAGAUGUGAUUAGCGUAAAGCUGCAUAUGAAAUUACUCAAAUAUCAAAAAAAAAAAAUUAUAAUAACAAAACGAGAUCAUUGAUUAGUAUUAAUGAUAAUAUUAAUAAUUUUAAAGAUAUAGCAAAAGCACACUUAAUUCUAAAACUAACAGAAUCACAAUCACAAUACUAUAACAUACUUAUAAAUAAAUACUUAUGUAUAUUAAAUAUAUGUACGUAUAUACAAAAUUAACACAUAUUUUCUUAAUUUCAUAACAUAACCAUCUAGCACAAUUUCGUUUGACUAUUAUUAAGAUUGUUAAAAAAUUAUUUGAAUAUACGUACGUGCAAACUUAUGUAUGUAUAACGUAUGUGGGCCCGAACCGAGUACACAGUCGUCCAUCUGCAAUUACCGUGUUUCUGAGCUAUUAUUUUGGUAUCGUAAAAAAUUAGGUUGAAUUUGUUUACAAUUUGAAAUUUUAAUAAAAUAAAUUUUGCUAUAACCUUAAAGUAAAUGAUCAACACUACGAAAAUAUUCAUCAUUAAAAUUUCUUCCGCUAUUCGGUGUGGAAAUAGCUUUACUGUUUGAAUCUCUAAAGAAAGUUGUGUUCAUAUUUCAAUCUACAAUAAUACACUGCAAAUUAAACUAUUUCCUGCUACGUCACAAUUAUUUGUAAACUAAUAUAUCUCAAAUAACCAGCUGCUUUGUGCCAUAUUUGUGUAUACGAGUUUUGAGUGUAUUUUAUUUAAAACGUCACUAUACCAACACUUCAACUACCAGUGAUUAAAUUUAAAAAUGUACAGAAGCAAAAAUGUCAGAAAAUAAUCUUAAUUAAAUUUUUUUUUAUUAUUUCUAUACUUUUUGUCAAGCACCUCUUAAAAGUUAUUAUUUAUUUAAAGUUAAUAUUUUUUAAACUAUUUUUAUUUGUAUUUUAAAUUCUAAUUUAAUUUUCAAUUUUAUUCGAUUCAUAAUUACCAAUUUUCCGUAGCAGUUUAGUGUUACCAAAUUGCUUUUACAGCAUUUUGACCUUUAUAUUAUUAUUUUUUCAAAACAACUCCUAGAUUACAAAUAGCAUUCGCCUACUAAAGCAAUUCUAAAAGUUAAUAAAAAAUUAAUAUAUAUAAUACAUAUAUAUAUAUAUAUAUAUAAAUUGUAAUUUAUAAGCAAAAUAAUGUUAAUUAAAUUUUAAGUGUCUAUGAUAUAAGAGUACACGCAUGCAUUGUAUCAUUGAACAACAACUACAACACCAAUAUCACGAUUCCUUAGCUGGACAAUUUCCUCAAAAGAAAAACAAAAAAUAAUAACUAAAAGUUCACUACUAAAAUCUAUUAGCACUUUUACAUCACCUACAUAUUUAUAUAAUAUAUAUCGUGCACUAUGUAUGGCAAAUAUGUAGCUACAUAAUAUAUGCAUAACAUGUAUUGUACUACAAAUGUUUACAUACAUACAUACUAAUAUAAAUACAUAUGUAAAAUUACUCCCAUUACAAAUAAAUUCAUAAUUCAACAUACACUUAGGUCAAUCAUUAAAAAUCUACAAACGCAAACUUCUCAAACUCUUUCCAAUUUAGUCAUAAAAUCUUAAGGGCAAAGUUGCGUACGAACAAAAGUUAUUAACAUAAGCUAAUACAAAACAAAGGAAAGCGAAAAGAAUAUUGCAAAUGAAAAGUCAGUAUAAAAAUAGCAUAAAUAUUCAUUCCGUAUUGGGGCUUUAAUAAAAUUAAAAUACAAUCUCUUCUAAGAGAAGUUAUUAAAAAAAUAUAUAAGGUUACACAUAAAUAAAAUAAAAUAAAAUACAUCAUAUGUAUCAUAAAAAUAUAACAACAUGGUACAGCUGAGAGGAAUAUUGAUUUAAUGAAUAAUGAACCUAGUUACAUUUCUACUAAACUAACUUAACUAAACUAUUGUAACUUAACUUACUAAACUAUAGAAACAAAGGAAUGAAGAAAUACCAACUAUGAAAACGCUAUGUGGAAUACAUUUUUUUACUUAUACAUCUACUUAUAUUUUAAACUUAAUAUAUUCAAUUUUAUGAAUUUAAAUUAUAUACAAAUAAAAUAAUCAACAACAAAGCAAGAUAUUGAUGAAAUCCGAAAUAAAGAAAAACGAAAUGUCUUUUACUUACACAGCUACUAAUUUUCGUGAAACCCAGUGCAAGAUAUUUGAAUUUGAUUUGUAAAGUCCUUCUAAUAGUUUAACGAAAGGCAACUGACAAAAAAGCUAUUUCCUUUGUAAACGCUUGUUGCAGAAAUUCAACAUAUUAUUAAAAUUAGAUAAUGCUUUUAUAUAUAGCUAAAUUACUUACCAACAUUUAAAUGUUUAUGAAUUAAUAGGUUUAUAAAAAAAGCGCUACAAAAAUUUUUUUUCACAAAUUUCAUGUAUGACGGCCAUGCCACGUUUUAAAUUAUUUUGUUGUUUUAUCUCUUUUGCUAAAGCAACGUUAUUUCGUUUUCCGGCCAUAACUUACACAUCUACCGGAAACUAGGCAAACUAUUGAACAAAGCAGAUAAGAUUUUCGAACUACGAAAUAGCAUAACGUAGAAACGUAUUAAAUUGCAACACUGUACGUAAAUAUCAAAAUUACAAUAGCAACUCUUAUCAAAAACAUUUAGCUGUCACUUUGGUCAACAGUUGUUUUAGCUAAUUUUGUGAGUGAAAAGUGUAGAUUUAUUGUAUAUUCCUGCAAUUAAAGAGUAAACAAUAUGCCUUGUUGGUAUUGGGAUAAAAAGGAGCUGCGUGAUACACCAUCCAUUUUGGAUGGAAUAUCGUUUGAAACUGAACGCCGCUACCGCAAAGAGGGCGCACGCUUUAUAAUGAAUUGUGGCACAGAGAUGGGACUAGGUCACAACACUAUGGCUACCGGUGUAGUGUAUUUUCAUCGCUUUUAUAUGUUUCAUUCCUUCAAAAGUUUUCCAAGAUAUGUUACUGCUUGCUGUUGCCUCUUUCUUGCUGGUAAAGUUGAAGAAACACCGAAGAAGUGUCGUGACAUAAUAAAAAUAGCAAGGACUUUGCUGUCAGAUACCUAUUUUUAUUCCUUCGGAGAAGAUCCCAAAGAAGAGGUUAUGACAUUGGAGCGCAUUUUGCUGCAAACUAUAAAAUUUGACUUGCAAGUGGAACACCCCUACACAUUUCUUUUAAAAUAUGCGAAAUGCUUCCGUGGUGAUCAAGUGAAAUUACAAAAAAUGGUGCAAAUGGCUUGGAAUUUCGUUAAUGACUCCCUUAGCACAGUUGUAUGCUUGCAAUGGGAACCCGAAAUCAUCGCAGUAGCACUUAUCCAUCUUGCCAGUAAGCUGAGCAAAUUUACAGUCGCCGAUUGGGCUGGACGUCAACCGAAUCAUAACCGUUGGUGGGACAUGUUUGUAUCAGAUGUAACAAUGGAGAUACUUGAGGAUAUAUGCCAUCAAGUUUUAGACUUAUAUCAACCCAACCAAAAAGAGACACCUGAAUCCAAUAGUCCACCGCAAAAACCACCUAGUCGCGCAGAUAGUCCUACACCAACAAAACCUGUCAUUACCAUUGCCAACACAGGUUCACCCGCUGCAAAAUUAAAACCAACACAACCUAGUACUUUUAACUCAGCCACAAUUGCGCAAUCCGCGAUACCAGCUGCUAGUGAGCUAAGUAAUAUUCAGACCAUUAGAUCAUUGGCAAAUUCUGGCCCAGUUCCACCCACAGUAGGAGAACCUGCCGCUAUACCUACGGUCGGUAUGGCCUCAACUUAUCACAACAUGUAUCCGCCACCUUCAUCAGUAACUGCGCAUCCAAUACACUCGCUUUAUAAUUCAUCAGUUCCUGCUCCACCUCAACCGCCACCACAUAAUUACGCAGGUCCUGGUGGACCAUCAAAUGUCGUACCACCACCACUUCCACCACCUAUAGCACCAUAUAAUAUGGCACCAGCAGCACCAUGGGGAGGCCCAGCUUUGAAUACAAAUUCACAUUACCCAUCAAAUGUACAACCGCCUAUGCCACCUGGACCAAGUGGUGGGGGCUCACAGCACGGAUACCAGGGAACUUCUCAAUAUUCGCGACGUAAUUACAUGUGAUUUACAUUCUCAUUAAACGCGAAUGUGUAUUCAUGCAAAGCAGGUUAUAGAAUAUUAAGAGGUCUACUAAUCGCGUUAAUGAAUAUUUGAUACAUAUAAGAGAUAAUAAAAAAUAAAGACAACUAUAAAAAAAA
Messenger RNA from Bactrocera oleae (olive fruit fly), 4934 nucleotides. It is a transcript of the gene CycK, whose product is annotated as cyclin K. Gene Ontology annotation, molecular function: cyclin-dependent protein serine/threonine kinase activator activity. Gene Ontology annotation, cellular component: cyclin/CDK positive transcription elongation factor complex; nucleus. NCBI's taxonomy places the organism in Eukaryota, Metazoa, Arthropoda, Insecta, Diptera, Tephritidae. The record is from RefSeq and is a predicted model, not a curated record. Gene Ontology annotation, biological process: regulation of transcription by RNA polymerase II; positive regulation of DNA-templated transcription, elongation.